Molecule: messenger RNA, 919 nt
Organism: Zerene cesonia (dogface butterfly)
Lineage: Eukaryota; Metazoa; Arthropoda; Insecta; Lepidoptera; Pieridae
Gene: ND-51
Product: NADH dehydrogenase [ubiquinone] flavoprotein 1, mitochondrial-like
Exons: 5
Coding region: 17-919 (300 amino acids)
Biological process (GO): mitochondrial electron transport, NADH to ubiquinone
Molecular function (GO): 4 iron, 4 sulfur cluster binding; NADH dehydrogenase (ubiquinone) activity; FMN binding
Source: RefSeq, a predicted model, not a curated record
UUGACAGUCCGGAAAAAUGGCUGGGGCUUUGGCGAGAAUUGUUCAGGGGACAAAAUCUCACCUAGGACCUCUGGUGAGCAUCAGCAAUGGGUCGGUUCGGUUUCAAAGCCAAGGCAAAACUAAAUUUGGUCCCUUGGCGGACUCGGACAGAAUUUUCACGAAUCUUUAUGGGCGCCAUGAUUGGAGACUAAAGGGUGCCUUGGCCCGUGGAGAUUGGUAUAUGACAAAAAAUAUACUUGAAAAAGGAACUGACUGGAUCGUUAAUGAGCUUAAAACAUCUGGUCUUCGUGGUCGCGGAGGUGCUGGUUUUCCAACUGGCAUGAAGUGGUCCUUCAUGAACAAGCCAUCAGAUGGUCGACCGAAAUAUCUUGUUGUGAAUGCCGAUGAAGGAGAACCAGGCACCUGUAAGGACAGGGAGAUUAUGCGUCAUGAUCCCCACAAGUUGAUUGAGGGAUGCCUGAUUGCUGGACGAGCUAUGGGGGCACAAGCGGCAUAUAUUUACAUCCGAGGAGAGUUUUACAAUGAGGCCAGCAAUUUACAAGUUGCCAUUGCAGAGGCAUACCAAGCGGGUCUGAUCGGCAAGAACGCCUGCAACUCUGGGUAUGACUUCGACGUGUUCGUGCACCGCGGCGCCGGCGCGUACAUCUGCGGCGAGGAGACGGCCCUCAUCGAGUCCAUUGAGGGCAAGCAGGGCAAGCCCCGUCUCAAGCCUCCGUUCCCUGCUGAUGUGGGCCUAUUCGGCUGCCCCACUACUGUGAACAAUGUGGAGACCAUCGCUGUAUCACCUGUAAGUUGUGGGAAUUCUUCCAAAAUAAAAAGAUUACUUGAUACAUUAACCAAUACGUGUAAUGUAUGUGGUAGUCAAGCACACUUCGGCAUGAAUUGGACGAAAGCUAUCCUGUCCUAUGUCGGGUCUUAA